Coturnix japonica (Japanese quail) is the source of this 3454-nucleotide messenger RNA. It is a transcript of the gene MESD, whose product is annotated as mesoderm development LRP chaperone. NCBI's taxonomy places the organism in Eukaryota, Metazoa, Chordata, Aves, Galliformes, Phasianidae. Gene Ontology annotation, biological process: protein folding. The record is from RefSeq and is a predicted model, not a curated record. Gene Ontology annotation, molecular function: low-density lipoprotein particle receptor binding.
CCUUAAAGCCGCCGGGCCGCCUUCCUUCCCCUGACAAGAUGGCGGCGGCCGCACGUUGGGCCGCGCUGGGCCUGGCGCUAUGGCUGUGCGCUGCGACCCGCGCCGAGGAACCGGAGGGGAAGCGACGGGCGGGGCCGGCCAAGAAGAAGGACAUUCGGGACUACAACGACGCGGACAUGGCCCGGCUGCUGGAGCAGUGGGAGAAAGAUGAUGACAUUGAGGAGGGGGAUCUUCCUGAACACAAGAGGCCUCCAGCACCAAUAGAUUUCUCAAAAAUUGAUCCGGGCAAACCUGAAAGUAUCCUGAAACUGACGAAAAAAGGGAAGACUUUGAUGAUGUUUGUCACAGUGUCAGGAAAUCCCACGGAAAAAGAGACAGAAGAAAUUACGAGCUUGUGGCAGGGCAGUCUCUUCAAUGCAAACUAUGAUGUACAAAGGUUUAUUGUUGGCUCAAAUCGCGCAAUCUUUAUGCUACGUGAUGGCGGCUACGCCUGGGAGAUCAAAGACUUCCUGAUAAGUCAAGAAAGGUGUGCAGAUGUUACACUUGAAGGCCAGGUUUAUCCGGGCAAAGGAGCAGAUGGGAGUGAGAAAGGAAAAAACAAAACAAAACCUGAGAAAGCAAAGAAGAAAAAAGAUGCAGAGAAGAAAUCUAAAAGCAGCCAGGAGGACAACCGUGCAACCAAACAGAGAGAAGAACUAUGACAGAUGCAUGAACCAGACUGAAUAGUACUCUGCUGUUCCUUGAAGGGAAACUUAACUUUCUUUACAAUUUCUGGCUUUAUAGAGGAGAAGGAAGGAAGCAGAUGUUACUGAGGUUUAAAAGACUUCUGAGUUGAAAUACGCCCGUUUCCUUAUUAAUGUUGGCUGUUUGUUUAGUUACAGAAACGGUAAUGUUUAAUACCAGCAAUUGACUACUGUAGUUUGUAAUUCUUUAUGCUUUUGUUGUUGUUCAAAGUUAACAUACAAACCUAUGUCUGAAGUCAUGAACUUAAAGUGGCGAGGAAAGAAUAGAGUCUCGGAAUACACCAGUGUUAAUCUGUAGUAGCUGCUGUUCUUCUUGGGUAUGCAAGUUGGUCGUUGAUUCCUUGUUGCGGAGCUUCUUGCUAAAAGACAAUUUAAAAAGCCAGUUUGCUUCUCAGUUUGCAAAACGACUUUAGUUGCAAAGAACAAUGUUACAGCAGCCAAAGAUGCCUGAAAUGGCCUAGUUUAGGAUUGGUUUGGUUAGGCUGCUUUUCUGUAAACAAAAACUCUUCUGUUCAUCACUGAAAAUCCACAGAAUUGCUUUCUAGAAGCUAGGCAGACACUCAGCUAAUGCACUCCAAACCAGUACAGAGAAGAGAUUCUGUACCCAUCAGAUGUGAUGCAGUUGAGUGUGAGGAAGCUACAAAGCCAACGUGGACAGCAUUAGAGUGAAAAGAAAAGAUGCAUUCAUGGCAUUCAGGUUACUACUGCUGCCAAAGAACUGUGCCUCUGGAUGCAGAUGUUAUGUGUGCCCCAUUAUGUAGACAGUGAGCUAGAAGAUAAAGCUUUAACUCUGGAAUUCAUUUGUUUUGCUGAUGGUUUGCUUGAAUCUUUGUAAAAGCAUUAGUUACAGUGCAGAGUUAAGCUUUGAGGUUGACAUAUCUCUUAUGGAUGUUUAAUAACCAGAUUUUUAUUUUAUUUUCUUUUUUGUAAAUUCCUAAGCAUGCCAUGGUUGAUUGUAAAUGAAAAUUGGUUUAAAUAAUAUGAACUUUGAUGUAUGGGAGCAGGUCUGAUUUCUUCUUGAAAGCCUUUGUGUGGCCAGGAAGGUUAUAUUAUAAUUCCAGCAGUUCUCAGUCAAACGCAUGGCUUAGCUGCUCUUUCCUUUUCCUCUUUUUUGUUAUUUAGGACUAAAUGCACCCAGUAUUUAUGGUCCACAUCAUUUUCCAGAGGAUGAGAACAGUAUUAACUGUCUCCAUUCAAUAGUACCAAGUUAAUACUACUUUCACUCUUUUUACAAGGUGCUAAAAUCCAAGUGGGUGAAAGGUCCUAACUUGAACCAUAAUGGUUACUCUUGUGGAAUAUUUCAAUAUCAGAAGACAGAAGCUGACUUACUGAGUGCUUGUUCCAAAAUAAAAAGAUAUCACUAAACUUAUUGCUUCACUGUAAAAUGUUUUAAAUAAUGACGCAUUUAGUUAGAUGUUCGGGGAGGGGAACUAACCUGUCUUUGGUUUCUUUAGUUACUCAUAAAGACUAAUAGAUACUAAUGAAAAUUCCAGGCAAUCAUUUUUUCUUACUUCCAGUGAUAGUGUAUGAAUUGAAGAGACCUUUCCUGCCACACUUCACUGAACGGUUGUCUGAGUGCAAAAAUGAAAAUCACGUUUUGCUUUUGUAUUGCACUGUUAAUCCAGAAAUAUACAGGACUUGAGGUGGGUCUCUGGCAACUUUGAUAUUGCACUUCAGAGAGAUGUGCAGCCUGUUUUUUGUUCAUAACAUAACUUACCACAUUGUAACACUUCCAGGUACCUCCCUAGUUUUGCUUAACAAUUUAGCUUCCAAGCAGAUGAGCAUAUAUGAAAUGAACAUGUAAAUAUGAAAAGUUGCUGUCUUUUUUUCUUCCCUUUUUAUAACAAUUGUGGUAUGAAGAUGACUGUAUAGGAACUGUUGAAUCACAGUCUGAACCACUGAUUGAUCACCUGAGGCAAGCACAGAGUCAGCUGUGGGAGCACAGGUGAAGGCAAUUCAGCUUUGUGACAGGAAGGGUGGAGCCUGGCUAUUCCUCUCCUAGACCCCAUUUAAGGGCUGACUGCCACUGAGGAAGGAUCUCUUGGAGAUCGCUCCCUUGGGAGUUUUCCUGUCAGCCUAGGACACAGGUGAGCAUUUUCAUUUAUUUUAAGUUAUUCCUUUCCACUGUGACAAUCCUUCUAGUUGUGUGAUCUGUAGGUACCAGCCUAAUCACGCCACUCUGCAUAUUUGUUGACUGUACAGUGACAAUGUCAUUUGUCAUCACAGGUGUGGGAAUGCUCUGUGCUUUCUGGCUUGAGCUUUCUUUCUUUACUGAGCUAACUAUUUAAGUAAUGCAAGAUGGUAUACAAAUAAUAGAAAAUCAAAGCUAAGGAGGAGGGUUGAUCACUACACUGUAAUUAUAGCCCAACUUCUUGAGAAUCCAUUUGCUGUAGUCGAUGGUAAAACUACGUUUACAGGAGGCUGGGUCUCUUCCUUUUGUGGUGGAUACAGUGGGGCAGCUUUGAAGUUCAGCCCACCUGUUCGCCAUCCUUGGCAGUGUUCAAGAGGCGUCUGGAUGGGGAGCUAGAAGAUAUGGUUUAGUGGUUUCUGUAGGUAUGAUAAAGGGAGGACAGUUGGACUUGAUCUUGUAGGUCCCUUCUAUGAUUCUAUGACCAACUGUUUGUUUCUGAGUACUUUGCAUUAAUUUGCAUAUGCCAAAUGAAGUCAUGUUUUGUGCCACUUUUUAUAAUUAAAAAAUAAUGACUUGUUUC